AAUCAAUAUGAAGUUCCUGAUUUGCUUUUUAGCAGUUAUUUCUUUAUUCGCUUCUGUCCAUGGUUGGAACAAGAUCGAGCAUACCACUGGAAAAGAAUUGUUGCACAUUCUUGAGGGAGGUUACUACCAGGAUGGUGGACUUCAUAGAGUUUACGUAAUAAUGUUCUAUAAUCCAGGAGUCGGCUCAGAGAAUUUGCAAGCAAAGAAUAACGAGUACAGACAGGCUAUUAAGACCCAAGUCUUAGAUAAAUGGCCAAAUGUCUACUACACAGAAGUUGAUGCCACUAAUGCAGACUAUGUGAGAUUCUCAGAAGACGUGGUUGGAGUCAACACAGCAGAGCUCAUUCACGCUCCAUCUAUUCUGAUUAUGGAAUAUGGGCAAGGAGUCUGGAUCCACGGUCCCGAGGCCGUCUCUAGAAUCGCCAGAUAUGUUCCAGCUUAUGAGGAGAGAUCAAGAGUUAGCAGACACUAAAUAUUUGAAUAACUAAGAAAAUCUGCCUAAAUUAUUUAAUUGUUGCUGAAUUUAAACU
Molecule: messenger RNA, 530 nt
Organism: Moneuplotes crassus
Lineage: Eukaryota; Ciliophora; Spirotrichea; Euplotida; Euplotidae
Source: the annotation of a GenBank genome assembly